Molecule: messenger RNA, 1802 nt
Organism: Marchantia polymorpha subsp. ruderalis
Lineage: Eukaryota; Viridiplantae; Streptophyta; Marchantiopsida; Marchantiales; Marchantiaceae
Source: the annotation of a GenBank genome assembly
UGAAUCCUGAUCGACGGAGGAAUGCUGGGAUCGAUUCCCACGGGGGGCCGAGAAAUUAGAAUUUUCAGUCGGUGAUUGAAGGGAGGCAAUCUUGGUGCAAUUUGAUGAUGGCAACGAUGCACACUCUGGGGAUUGUUGUCCCGUCGAAUGGUUGUUGUACGAGAAGAAAUUACAAUUCGCGCUCGGAGGCUGAAUUCUGCGGUGGGAAAAUCGUCCCGCGGCGAGCACGCGGUUUCGUCGCCGGCGUGGAAGCUGUAGAUUUAGCUGAGCUUUUUAAUUUGCGGAGGAACGCGCCAGAGAGGGUCCGAGAGGUUCAGGCGGUAGGAAAAAGCUCGAGAAUUUGGGCUUCGGUCUCGGAGGUUGAUGAGGCACCGAAGAAAAUCAAAAAGGUGGAACAAAAGCAGCUGAUUUUGAAACCUCCAUUGAGUGACAGCAAUUUGGCCGAAAGGUUUUUAUCAAGUCCUCAAUUACAAGUGAAGAAGUUCCCACUCUUAAGCUCCUGUUUGCCCGUCGUGAACUUAAACAGGCUUGAUCAAGAAUGGAUAGACGAGUACCUCAUAGAAGUCAAAGACGCACUAGGUUAUUCCAUCGAAAUUCUCGAGGCUCCAGAAGACAGCCCGGCAAGCCACUUGGAUUCCCUUUUGUUUCUCGCCUUCCAGCAUAAGUUCUCGAAGCGAGGGAGAACAAAACUUGUGGGAAUUGGGCAUUCUCGAUUAGCAUUUUUAGGACAGUACGUCUUGGAGCUCGCGUUCUCGGAAUUGCUGCUACAAAUGUAUCCGACGGAACGUGUGGGAAGUUUGCGAGAGAGAGUCUUCAACGUGACGAACAAGAGGGUGCUGCCAAAAUGGUUAUACAAGGCCUCUUUGAAUGCUAUUGUGUUCCCAGCGGAAGAAACCGAACAGAUACCAAAGGAUGAUCGACAAGUUGCUGUAAGGAGUGUAUUCUGGGCACUAAUUGCUGCAAACUAUCUAACCUUAGGAAUGCCAGAAGUGUAUCGUAUACUUUUUGAGGUUUUCGGAAUAGAUCUUGAAGCUCCGGAGGCCCUGCCUAAACCUCGGACCAGCCUCCCUGAUGAAGAUUAUCUAUCACCAGAUCUCGAGAGAAAGCUGACUUGGCAGGAGAUAGCUGCAUAUCAGGCUCCUGAGGACUCUCUUUUCUCAUCUCCAAGGCUUUUUAGAGCCUGUGUUCCUCCUGGAAUGCAUCGCUUCCGAGGAAAUGAGUGGGAGAUUCUGAGUUUGCCGAAAGUUAUGGAAGCUUUGGAGUAUCCGCGUCCCGUGCAAGACUCGCAGCCUGAAAUUACUGAAGCCAGGAAUAUAGAACUCGGGCUUGGACUUCAGCUAUGCUUUCUUCAUCCUUGUAAAUUCAAGGGCGAUCAUCCCCGGUUUUGCUAUGAUCGGUUGGAGUACAUUGGUCAAAAGAUCCAGGACGUGAUUCUGGCCGAGCAACUUCUAAUGAAACAUCUUGACGGGCCCGCUAUAUGGCUGGAGAGGAAGCAUCGGUUGCAACUCAUGAAUCGAUUAUGCGGGCGAACUCUAAGAGAAAAAAAACUCACAUGGCACAUUGCAUAUGAUGAGGAACGUAAGGAGUUAUUUGAGAAAAAUCGACGUCUUCGCAACUUUGCUACGACAAGUGUACAGCAUGCAAUACACGGGCUCGGGUAUCUCGUCUAUGGCCGUUCUGAUGUCCGGCGUCUGAUGUCUAAAAUUUUCCCCGUAGAACAUUUGAUUCCUCGCAAUUUUCUGUAAAAGCAAGUUGGUUUCAACAUACUGGGUAUAAAGAUAAUUUCACCCACGGUUCCACUU